Molecule: messenger RNA, 1733 nt
Organism: Gadus macrocephalus (Pacific cod)
Lineage: Eukaryota; Metazoa; Chordata; Actinopteri; Gadiformes; Gadidae
Product: melanocortin-2 receptor accessory protein 2A-like
Exons: 3
Coding region: 269-859 (196 amino acids)
Biological process (GO): protein localization to plasma membrane; regulation of adenylate cyclase-activating G protein-coupled receptor signaling pathway
Cellular component (GO): endoplasmic reticulum; plasma membrane
Molecular function (GO): type 5 melanocortin receptor binding; signaling receptor regulator activity; corticotropin hormone receptor binding
Source: RefSeq, a predicted model, not a curated record
UCUACACCCUUGGAGCAUCAAAGGUUUUGUAGAGUAGUAUGUGUCGUCCGGAUCCGUCGUCGUCGUCGUCGAUGCCCCCCCCCCCCCGCGCGCUAAAAGGGUCCCCUCGCAAACGCGCUCCUAUCCAUCAUGUGCGUGUAUCCUAGUAGCAGCAGCCUAGGGAAGGGGUGUCGGGAUUAUAACGAUGCAUGCUUUCCAUAAAUCCCCUCACUCGACUCCAUCUCCGUGAACUGGCUCGACUUGUUUUGGUUUUCCACUCUUUGUAAGGAUGAGUGACUCUAAUCGUUUGAACGGGACCGUAAGAUCGCUGGACCCGGGCUAUGAGUGGAGAUAUGAGUACUACGACUACGACGAUCCUGUGUCUUUUGAGGGGCUUGCAGCGCAUCGGUACUCUAUUGUGAUUGUCUUCUGGGUUGGCCUGGCUGUUUUUGUCAUCUUUAUGUUCUUUGUUCUGACUCUGCUGGCUAAGACCCGAGCUCCACAUCCUGAAAGCAGAGAAGCUGUAGUGACGCGCAGAGCACAUCUGCCUGGCUGCAUGGAGCAGCUGAACCUAAACGUGCUCCAACACAAUGCGCCCUUCCCCUCUGAGCCACCCCUGCAGGACACCUCCCGCUCUCUCCUCCCCUGUCUGGUUCAUGAGGAGGAGAGAGGCAGCCCGGGAAGCUCCGCGACCACAGGACCCUGUGGCCCCGGAGCUGGAGCAGCUCACAGGGACCUCAGGGUCGGACUGAUGGGUGGCCGGGGAGCCACGUGCGAUGGACCCCCAGACCUGUCCUCGGGCCCUGCAGCAGCCCUAGGCGCUGGUGUGUUGACCAGAGAGACCCCGGAGAACUUUGAUAUUCCGAACGUUGUGCACUAGGUUUGGAGAGUGCAAACAGAGCUUAGAUAUGGACAGGUCUGUCGCGAGGGGACGAUGGAGCUGCCAAUCAUCUUGGAAGGGAGGGGUCAAGCGCGUGGCAGGCAAUGUUUGGCCCGGGAUCCCUCCCUCAGAAUCAACUACUUCAUUACGUGUACCUCAAAACCUAUUACUGUUUGGUUCUGGUCCACCUCACUAGCCCAUAACACUAGCCCAUAGCACUAGUUCCCAGAUCACCGCAGUAGCCCAUAGCACUAGUUGACGUGUGGGUGUGCGUCUAACAAUCAUAGUGCUUGACAUGUGUUUGCUACAAAAGUGCUGAAUGUUAAUUGGUAUAGCCCACUCAUGACAUGCAUUUUUAUAUUUGGCCUUUGUAUUUCCUCAGUGAGUAAUACUUUCAUGAUUUAUGGAUGAAUAGUAAAAUCCGUUGACUUUUCAGUCUUGAAUAGCCGGCAAUAGUGAUGUUACGUGCAUGACCUCUGUGAGUGUGUGAGAAUGAAGGAUAUAUCGGAUUGAAGGAAAGAUAGACACAAGGUGGUUUUUAGACGCAACUCCGGUGUUGUUAUUGUUAUUCUGCUGUGGGAUUGCUCAAAUGUACAAUGGUUUUCACGUGGAAGAGAUAGGCAAUAAGGGGACAACAUAUUACCCCCGUCUUUCCUACAGAAAAUACAGUAUUAAAUAAAAUGCUUAUACAUGUCAUAUACCACGCACUUUCACACAUCCUAAAAACUGUAUUGCAACUCAUUCAGGAUAAAUAUGGAACAUUUCUAUCUUGUGCCAUAGAAGUGAAUGGCCACAAUAUAUAGAAAAUAACAACAGUAAACGACCACAGCACUGCAUGUCAAAGGCAAUCCCCAUAGCAACAGAACUGUUCCAA